Phycomyces blakesleeanus NRRL 1555(-) is the source of this 408-nucleotide messenger RNA. RefSeq names its product C2H2-type zinc finger transcription factor. The transcript has 3 exons. NCBI's taxonomy places the organism in Eukaryota, Fungi, Mucoromycota, Mucoromycetes, Mucorales, Phycomycetaceae. Bases 1 to 408 code for a protein of 135 amino acids. The record is from RefSeq and is a predicted model, not a curated record.
AUGCACUACCAUAUUUGGCUUAUAAUUUCUGUGGUGUUUAACCUUAAAACAUCAUUGCUUAUAAUUCGUCCUGUUGGAUCGAGACGAUUUAAGACUGAUCAAUUCUGCUACAGCUCAAAAAGCGAGCAUUCGAAAACUAAGUCAAGCUUUGCGUGUCCUUCAUGUUAUGACCAUUUCGAUGAUUACGAAGAUUUGAAAUCUCAUGUCCACAGCUCGCAUAUGGGUGAAAGAAAUAAGGAAGGCAAAAGGCAACGGGAAGAUGAACCUGAAUUGACACCUCUUGCAGCCAAGAAAGUAUCUCUUGCACUUAAAGAAAAGACUGCAAUUUUAACAUUCAUAAACUACAAAGCUGGAAUGUACUCGACAGGCGGACCAAAACUUACAGAAAAAUCCAUCAACGAACUUUAA